ACAACAUUUUUCAAGAGUACUAAUUACCGGUAAUUCAAAUUAAAUAUCGACACAUGUUCGAAGACUUAAAGCGUAUGGUUACAUAAUAGUAAGCUAAUCAUGUAUACGUAAUUUGUAAGAUAAUAGAUAAUGACCAUGUCUAUACGUUAGUUCGCGGUCAUAUAAUUUGGACAUGCAGUUCGGGUCACAUGCGUCAAUCGCACCUCGUGUUUCAUCAUUCGUCUCAUCUCUUCUCCCACUCGCUCCUCGUUCUAUAGUCUGUCUUAUUUCCACCAACGGAACUUCCCUCUUCGACGCGCUGCUCCCGUCUCGUUCUAAAAGCAGAGGUACACGUCCGACCACCCGACCGACACCGAAGUCGAUAGCCGGCAGUUCAGUUCCGGACAAGGUCCCGCACGGUCUGUGUGUAGUGCAUACUGAUACAUACAAUUCGAUCUUUCCAAAUUCGUCAAUGUCUGUCGUCAAUUCAAAUCGCAAUAAUUCCCAUGAUACGUUCAGAAAAAUCGUAUCCAUCAGUAGAAUUGAAGAGAAUCGUGACACGCCCUACAGCCGUCGAACUUCGCGCACAUCGUUUGCUGUACGAAGAAAGUUUCGAUCGACCAAGAUCCCGCUGAACAUCCGGAACUGAUCACGCAGGAGUAGUUAAUCAUCGGACACGAGGAACGAGCGAUAGCCACACGGCCGCUUUUCUUUUCACGGCUGACUAAAAUGGAAGCUAGGAACAAUAACGACAACGACAAUGCUCUCUGGGUGUUCGGGUACGGAUCCUUGUGCUGGCAUCCAGGAUUCGAAUACAGAAAAAGCGCCCUGGGAUACGUCAAGGGUUUUAGCAGAAAAUUUUGGCAAGGGAACACGACUCAUCGGGGCACACCGGAAAAGCCGGGGCGUGUGGCAACGUUAGUCGAGGAAAGAGAGAGCAUUGUUUACGGGCGUGCGUUCCAAGUCCAAGACAGCACAGCGUUGCCUUACUUGGAAAGACGGGAGGGCACUUUGGGAGGAUAUACAACGACAAUUAGCACGUUCUAUAGCCGUGAGGGUGUCAGAAACUUCCCAGUUAUCAUUUACAUCGCCACCAAUAAAAGUGAGCACUGGCUCGGGGAUGCACCGCUUCACAGCAUAGCGAUGCAAAUCGCCGAAUCCUCGGGCCCGAGCGGACACAACGUCGAAUACCUUUUACGUUUAGCAGAGUUUAUGCAUCGUUAUUUACCGGAGGCUCACGAUGAACAUUUGUUCACUCUGGAACUGUUAGUACGCUCGAGGAUAAAAGAAGAGAACAUGUGUCUGAACACGUUAAUGGGUAACCGGGAAUUUCACAUCGAUCUCGAGGACACGGGGAUCGAUGUCAGGGAUGAAGAGAACAAUUUGGCCGGGAAUAACGCUGGCAACAAUCUCAGAGAAAACUCCUUCCAAUAUAUUCUACAAGUACCUGACACAACUUUGCGCUGCCUCAAAAAAUGAUUCAUUGAUGAACAAGCGGUUCAAUCACGCUCGCGCACAAGUCUGAGAGGCAAGCGAUGAAACGUUAUUUAAUAAAAAGAAACAACAUUUUCACUCGAUAGCUAUUUAUGUACAUCGAAUAAUUAGUAUUAUCCGGGAGCAGUGAACUGAAACUUUUUGCUCCCGGCAGAUCUGACGGUGGUACGAAGGUAUUUUAAAUUAGUGUCGUGCCUUCUCGGCAACUUGUUAUUAGUGCCACGUUCGAACGUUGCGCCUUUGUUUUUCAACGUGCUGGACACAUACUUAGGGUAGAUAAUUUUUAUUCAACGGUCCUGUACCUUGAUAUAAAUUUUUUAAGAGCUCGACGAUUAAGCAUAAUGCUUGUUCCUACCAUUUUUUAAAUUAUAAAUCGAACGUUUUAUAAUGCGUGUGAACUCACGAAAACGAUGAUGUUCGAAUAUAACGUCGUAUACGCGUGAUGAAUAAAUGAAUUUUCUUAAACA
This is a messenger RNA of Ceratina calcarata, 1940 nucleotides long. Its product is annotated as putative glutathione-specific gamma-glutamylcyclotransferase 2. Gene Ontology annotation, biological process: glutathione catabolic process. Gene Ontology annotation, molecular function: glutathione specific gamma-glutamylcyclotransferase activity. NCBI's taxonomy places the organism in Eukaryota, Metazoa, Arthropoda, Insecta, Hymenoptera, Apidae. The coding region runs from base 709 to 1458 and encodes 249 amino acids. The transcript has 5 exons. The record is from RefSeq and is a predicted model, not a curated record. Gene Ontology annotation, cellular component: cytoplasm.